Rotaria socialis is the source of this 912-nucleotide messenger RNA. NCBI's taxonomy places the organism in Eukaryota, Metazoa, Rotifera, Eurotatoria, Philodinida, Philodinidae. The record is from the annotation of a GenBank genome assembly.
AUGAUGGAUUUUCUGAAAAUCAAGAUAAAAUGCAGACGUGAUAGUGCACCUAUACCAAAAGCCAAUUUACAGCUAAUUGCAACCAAACUCAAGGGCUUUGGUGAUAAACCAAAGACACUUGGUCAAUUCAUUGCAAUUAAUUCAGGGCAGUUUAUUGAUCCGUCAACAUGGGAAGAUGAAAUCGUUCCAUACGGCAACUGUUCAAUUAUUAUUACAAGUAGUGUUGUGGUUACUAUUUCAAAAGCUUUCAUAGGUCUUAACAUGCGUAAAUGUGACAUCUAUGGUACUUUACUUUUGGACUCGUCUUCCUAUAGUAGCGUUACAUUUGGCUAUAGAUCUAAUGUUAUUGUCCAUGCCAGUGGUUUUCUUCAAGAUCACACAAGUGGUAACGUUAUUAAUUGCGCUGAAGGUGCAUUAUUGACGAUUUAUCUUAUGGGAUCAUUCGCUGGUAAAGAUACAGUUGUGAAUUCUAUCAGCACAGCCCAAACAACGGCUAAUCAAACUAGAAGCGUGAAACUAAGCUCAGAUUUUAAUGACCCGUUUACUUGUGGUAUACUGUCUGGUGGUUCAAUCGAGAAAUACGAUAAAGUCACAUAUAUAGUAUCGCAAUCAGGUGAUUUCAUCGAUGAUUUAACAUGUCUUGGUAAUGUUGCUCCAACAACUGCUAUAUGUGAAUUGGUAGGUGGUUGUGGUAUGAGUAUUUCAGCAGGUUUUAUUCUAUCGACAGUUGAUCUUAACAGUGAGUUGAAUAUGAAUUUUAAUGAUAUUAGUAUUGCUGUUGGAGCUGUUUUGCAACUAGGCGCACCUGAUAGUAACAAUAUUUUUAAAUUUAAGUUCCAAAUACUGAUCAAUUCUCAUGGAACAUUAUCCGACAUAGCCGAUGGCACUGGUGGUAUAUCUAUUUGUCUCUAG